CUUAAUUGCUCUCACUGACGAAGAUGCCAUCUUCGCUGAAUUUUGAUCGCGAGCGCCACAACACGUGUUGCGGAGAGUUUGCGAACCGUCCGAUUGCGUUCCAAAAGCCGUUCAACAAAGGUGCGGUGACGUAACACAGUCUGAUGCCGUCAUUGUAAACUUUUGUUUACGUAGCGGGAAGCCGGGUAGCACGCAUAUCGAGCACCACAACAUGGCGGCGCACAGCGAGGAGCACAGCGCGGGUGGUCUCAACUAGCGUGCUCGGCUUCAUAAGCCGAAUUAUUUAAUAAUUAACCCCUGUAUGUGCCAACAUCACGUUUAUAAGUGCAUACUAGUGUUACUUAAAGAACAUGAGUAGCCAGCACGGUAACGUAAAGAGGACCCGUCCCCAGAAACAUCAAAAUUCGACAGCAUUCAAGAACACGCUCCAUGACAAGAGCUUGCAAACGAAGAAAAUGAUCAGCCUCAAGAUCACCAACGUCUGUGUGAGGUGUAAAGAGAAGAUAGAAUGGAAGAUAAAAUACAAGAAAUACAAGCCCCUCACGGUGCCUCGCAAAUGCGUAAAAUGCGAGGGAAAAACGGUGAAGUCGGCUUACCACAUCAUAUGCGACGACUGCUCGAUCAGUCGAAAAGUCUGUGCAAAGUGUGGAACUUCGGAGAACUUGGUACAGGACUCCGAGGAAACUGAAAAGCUAGAAGAAACUGAGAAGUUAGGGGAAACUGAUAAGUUGGAAGAAACCGACAGUGAUUGAGCAUUGGUGGCUAUUGACUUCCGGCGCUGCUUGCUGUUCAGAUCUCGGUGCAUCGUUGAAGACUAUGAGGAGGACCGGCGUGCCCUCCAUGACUUUUCACUCCGUGACCGCCAAGUGGACUCGAAGGCGGAACGCUCUCGAUUGGUUCUCCGCCUCUUCCUCCGACGGACUUCGGCUU
Messenger RNA from Ixodes scapularis (black-legged tick), 930 nucleotides. RefSeq lists its product as uncharacterized. The record is from RefSeq and is a predicted model, not a curated record. Lineage: Eukaryota; Metazoa; Arthropoda; Arachnida; Ixodida; Ixodidae. The transcript has 4 exons. Bases 351 to 752 code for a protein of 133 amino acids.